AUUGCUGCAAAUUAAACAUUUUAAUUCUAGACAACGAUGAAUGUGGCCAAGUUUUAAUCAGUUAAUUUUUUUUUACUUUUGCAUUAUCACUUCCAUUGUGUUCUCUCAGUGUAGUUUUCAUGACAUUGAUUAUUUCCAGGAGCUUUGUAUGGUCUUGGCACCGUACAGUCAAUCGUCACAAUAUCGACUCUGCUGAGCAAUAGAACUAAAAUUACAGAACUAAGCACGAAGAGGAAACCAAAAGAAUACAAAACAGGGUAAAAUUAUCUAAGAUAAAGUCCGCAGCUAGAGAAAAAAUAAAAAUAUCUAAAGCACGUUUUUGUAGCUUUUUUCAUACUUGCAUUUAUGCUGCAAGUAUGAGAAAAAACUUGAGGCGAAAAUAUUUUUUGAAAACUAGUUAAUAAGACACCUCAACAUUCUUGGCCGGCCUUGAAUAUUCUGUCAUAUCCAGAUUCAGUAGUUCGCAAUGCAUCUUACACACCUUAAAUCGUUCAUUCAUUCACAACUCAUCCACAUAAUUAUUGAAAACCAGGAUGUGUGUUUAUAGAAUCAGUUUCUUCAAAGUACUUAAAGAUUGAAAGGAUGGUUGAUGAACUAAUGUCGCCUUACAAAACAAUCUAACGAAAUGGAGAUUUGAAAGACUAAAACUUGUUGCAUUAAAUUUGAUCGUUAAAGAUUCAAUGACAUUAAAUUCCUACACUCAUAAUUUUAUUUAUCAAUAAAUAAGUGUCAUUGACGCUAUUCCUAAUUUACCGAAGGCUUUGUUUGCAAAUCUAAAUAUACAUACUGCCGCCGCUCCAAAUAAAAUCAAUAAAAAAAUAAAUUAAUUAAAUUUUCAAACACAAAAAUCAAUUCUAGAUCAUUACAAAAUUUAUCUGCAAAGUCGUGACACCAAAGGUGAACGCAAUUCCGAUUAAAAUUCGACUAUAAAUAUGAGAGUAAAAUUACGAAUUUCAAUCACAGUUAUUUACAUAUUAGACAAAUAAGUGCAUCAUAAUGAAUACAAUUUUUCAACUAUUUCUAAUAGGACUACUACUAACGUUGUCGAAGCUAGAAGCCUGUAAUUACAGUUCAAAAGGGAGUGUACAAUUUCCAGGAAAUUUUAGUUUUGGUGUUUCAACUUCGGCAUAUCAAAUUGAAGGAGCUUGGAAUGAGGAUGGGAAAGGUGUAUCAAUUUGGGAUGAUUUUACACAUAAAAAUCCUGAAUUGGUACGGGAUGGAUCUAAUGGAGAUAUAGCUAUAAAUUCUUAUCAUCGAUUUGAUGAUGAUUUGGAAAUACUCAAUGAUCUUAAGGUUGACCAUUAUCGCUUCUCAAUUUCUUGGACAAGAAUAUUUCCAAAUGGUGAAGUAAAGUAUAGAAACCAAGCUGGAAUCGAUUAUUACAACAAAAUUAUUGAUAAACUACUUGCUAGUGGAAUAAAACCUUUGGUUACACUUUUCCAUUUCGAUUUACCCAUGGAGAUUCAGAAAAUGGGUGGUUUCAUUAGUCCCUUGAGUAUUGAAUAUUUUGUGCAAUACGCAACAGAGAUUUUCAAACUUUAUGGUGACCGGGUCAAACACUGGAUAACAUUUAACGAGCCUUGGUUUAUGUGCAAACUAGCUUAUGGUGAUGGAAUUUAUCCACCCCUUAUCAAUGCCUCUGGGAUAGCAGAUUAUCUUUGCAUAGACAGUAUUCUAAAGGCACAUGGUGCAACUUACCGUCGUUUUAAAUCACACUUCAAGAAACAAAAAGGUCAAAUAGGUAUUUCACUCAAUAGUCCGUAUUUUAUCAUUGCUGAUUCGUCUGAUAAGGAUAUUUUAGAACGUGCCAUGCAAUUCAAUCUGGGUUAUCUUGCACAUCCAAUUUUCAGUAAAGCUGGUGGAUAUCCCGAGGUAAUGGUCAAAGAUAUCGCAAAAAAUAGCUUCUUAGAAGGCAGAAUUAUGUCACGUUUGCCUAGUCUUGAAGGAGAAUGGAAAGACAUCGUUCGAGGUUCAGCUGAUUUCUUGGGUCUGAAUUAUUAUUCAUCAGCCUAUAUUAGAUAUGCUUCGCAGCCAGUAGGACGAAAUCCUUCAUUCGAACGAGAUACAAACUAUGAAACUUACAACAAGUUCCCAUCACAGUCUUCACAGAGUUGUGAUCCAGCAGGUCUUGAGGGUUUAUUAAAAUGGAUUCGAAAGGAAUACAAUAAUGUUCCAGUGAUUAUCACAGAAAAUGGCUACCGUGAUAUGGGAGAACUUAGAGAUGAUAAUCGAACAAGUUACCUAAAGACCCAUUUGCAAGCUGUAUUGAAUGCAUUGAAUGAUGGUUGUAAUGUUGUAGGCUAUACACAUUGGAGUUUGGUUGAUAAUUUUGAGUGGUUGUUUGGAUAUACAAUAAAAUACGGACUUUAUGGAGUCAACAUGACUAGUCCCAAAAGAGAUCGUGUUGCCAAAAAAUCUGCCAAGUUUUAUAAAAAAGUUAUUAGGUCAAGAAUUUUACAAAUGGAAGAUGUUUGAUAAUAAAGCUUACAGCUUUAGAUUAGAUUAGAUAAUAUUGUAGAAUGUUAUACAUAUUAAGUAACAGUAAAGUAAUGUUAUUAUUAUAAAGUGGU
Episyrphus balteatus (marmalade hoverfly) is the source of this 2570-nucleotide messenger RNA. RefSeq names its product myrosinase 1-like. The record is from RefSeq and is a predicted model, not a curated record. The coding region runs from base 997 to 2475 and encodes 492 amino acids. The transcript has 7 exons. Gene Ontology annotation, biological process: carbohydrate metabolic process. NCBI's taxonomy places the organism in Eukaryota, Metazoa, Arthropoda, Insecta, Diptera, Syrphidae. Gene Ontology annotation, molecular function: beta-glucosidase activity.